Messenger RNA from Fusarium keratoplasticum, 1029 nucleotides. RefSeq names its product Hcy-binding domain-containing protein. The transcript has a single exon. Gene Ontology annotation, molecular function: S-adenosylmethionine-homocysteine S-methyltransferase activity. Lineage: Eukaryota; Fungi; Ascomycota; Sordariomycetes; Hypocreales; Nectriaceae. The coding region runs from base 1 to 1029 and encodes 342 amino acids. Gene Ontology annotation, biological process: S-methylmethionine cycle. The record is from RefSeq and is a predicted model, not a curated record.
AUGCCUUCCAAAAUCCUCAUCCUCGACGGCGGCCUCGGCACGUCCCUCGAGUCCAAAUACUCUGUCUCCUUCUCUAGGUCCACGCCGCUCUGGUCCUCUCACCUUCUCAUCUCCGACCCGGCGACUCUUCAAUCUUGUCAGAGCGACUUCGGCGCUGUGCCUGUUGACGUGCUCCUCACGGCGACGUAUCAGGCUUCUAUCAAGGGUUUCGCUGAUACUCGGACUGAAGAGUUUCCAGAUGGGAUCAGUCGCGAAACUGUUCCUCGUUUUCUCGAUGACGCUGUGAAGAUUGCGCAACGAGCCGUGGGUGAGGAUGCCCAGGUUGCUUUGAGCUACGGGCCGUACGGCGCGUGCUUGAUUCCGAGUCAAGAGUACAGCGGCAAAUACGACGACGCUCAUGAUUCGGAAUCUACACUUGAAGAGUGGCACCGUGAGCGUCUAGGUCUCUUUUCAGAGAUCCCAGACGUUAGCAAGAGAGUGAGCCAUGUUGCGCUAGAGACCAUCCCCAGAGUCGAUGAGAUUAUCGCCAUGCGCAAAGCUCUCGCCGCAACACCAGGUCUCUCGGAUCUACCAUACUGGACUUCAUGUCUCUCACCUGGCGCCGAAUUGGCACUUCCCGAUGGAAACUCUAUCGAGUCCGCCGUCGAAGCCAUGCUGGAUCGAGAUGUGUCAGCAAAGACGCCCUGGGGCAUCGGCAUCAACUGCACCAAGGUUGACAAGCUCGAUCGCCUCUUACAGAUUUUCGAAUCGACAGUUGCGCGGCUAAUUGAGCAAGACCGCUUAGACAAUUGGCCUGCACUAGUUCUGUACCCCGAUGGCACGAACGGGGAGGUGUAUAACACGACGACCCAAAAGUGGGAGCUGCCGGACGACGCCAAGGACCAGGUACGCUCGUCGUGGGAGUCCCAGGUUGAGAGCGUGGUCAGGGCUACUGAGGGUCGGGGGAAGUGGCCUGUCAUUCUCGUCGGUGGAUGCUGCAAGGCGAGGAGUGAGGAUAUCAAGAGGCUUCGAGAUCGUCUCCUCGGGUAG